Nezara viridula (southern green stink bug) is the source of this 1666-nucleotide messenger RNA. NCBI's taxonomy places the organism in Eukaryota, Metazoa, Arthropoda, Insecta, Hemiptera, Pentatomidae. The record is from the annotation of a GenBank genome assembly.
CUGGAAGGCUAUGUUUAUAUAUAAAGGUUAUAGCCAGUGCCGAUUAUUGGAUUCCUUCUCAAAUUUACACUAUAUGUGACCAUUAGACAUAAAAAAAUGUCUAUUUACGAUGGCCUAACUGCAGGCAAACCUGCCGUUGUCGUCGAUUUUGGAGCCCGUUAUACUAAAUUUGGCUUUGCUGGUGAAUUCAGUCCAAGAUGCAUCAUUCCUACGCAAGUUAUUUGUCCCUCCUCUAGAAAAUUGCGUUGGGUCUUUGACUAUGAGGAUGAAGCUGAUCUUUAUGCACUUUUGGUCACCUUUAUCCAUAAACUUUAUUUCAGGCAUGCUUUGGUAAGUCCCAAGGACAGAGAUGUUGUGGUCAUUGAAUCCAUAUUGUCUCCUACCAAGUUUAGGGAUACUGUUGCUAAAGUACUUUUUCUACAUUAUGAGGUGUCUUCAUUACUCUACCUGCCAUCCCACUUGAUUGUCCUCGCAGGUCUUGGCCUAUCAACUGCCUUAGUUGUCGAUGUCGGCUACUCUGAGUCUCAGGUGAUUCCUGUCUACGAGGGAGUUCCUAUCCUGAAUGCCUGGCAAGCUCAACCUAUUGGGUCUAAGGCUGUUGAAGAACGUUUGAGAAAGAAUCUUAAAGAGGCAUAUGAAGAGAUAAAAAAUGCUGGUGGAGAUGCGAGUCGUGUACUGAAGCCGAUUGAUCUCGAUUUGGAAACACUUCCUGAUCAUGUAAUUGAAGAUAUUAAAGUGAGGACUUGCUUUGUGACCACUUACGAGCGAGGCAAGGCGAUGGCUGAUGGAAUCAGACCGCCCCAGCCACCUUUCGCGGAUUACAGACUCGGCGGUUAUUCCGUCCUGAGGAUUCCAGGAGAGGUGAGGGAAGCGACAUAUGAAGUCGUAUUCGAGAGGGAUAAUGAACAGUCCUCCCUGGCUAACCUCAUUCUUGAAUCUAUACUCAAGUGUGGCAUCGACACUCGUAGAGCAUUAGCAGAAAAUCUUGUUAUAGUUGGUGGCACCAGUAUGGCUCCUGGGUUCAAGUCGCGGCUAAUCUCUGAGCUCAGGCGACUCGUCAAGGAUAACUUCUAUAAACCAAAAUUAUAUAUUUCAAAUUUCAAGAUGCACGUUCCGUUAGUAAAAGAAAACGUAGCUUCAUGGCUUGGAGGUUCAAUAUUUGGAGCUACUGAUAUGCUUCCGCUUCGGGCUCUGACAAAAGAAAAAUAUUUCACUCUCAAGACCGUACCCGAUUGGUGUAAUUUAGCAACCAAUGAACUCUAUCUGUCAAAGCUAACUCUAUCAUAAGUCAUCUGUGAUCUUUUUCUAAUUUUAUAGUUUUUAUUUAUUGUAAAAUUUAUAAUGUUAAUAUUAUUUAUGUUUAUUUAUUAAGGUAAUAAAUAUCUUUAUCUAAUAUUUUGUAUACAAUUGAUUCUUGUUGUAUUUAUGAAUAAUAUUUUUUAUUUAUUAUUUAGAUUUAUUUUUCUCUUCAGAAUAAUAAUAAAUAAAACAAGUUGGUGAUAUGGAGGCUCUAAGUAAAAUUACAUGAAGAAUAUAAAAUUACUUUUUAUGUUCAAAAGAUUUAUCUCCAAUUUUGCUUGAAAAAAAAAAAAGGUAUAAGCAUUACAUAUUGAAGAUAGAGCCAACAUUGUAAAAUAACAGCUAAUAAAAUAUUUUUAAAUAUGUA